Messenger RNA from Apis cerana (Asiatic honeybee), 990 nucleotides. RefSeq names its product NADH:ubiquinone oxidoreductase core subunit S3 (gene ND-30). Gene Ontology annotation, molecular function: NADH dehydrogenase (ubiquinone) activity. The record is from RefSeq and is a predicted model, not a curated record. Gene Ontology annotation, cellular component: respiratory chain complex I. NCBI's taxonomy places the organism in Eukaryota, Metazoa, Arthropoda, Insecta, Hymenoptera, Apidae.
ACCAACCUAAUAUUUUAUAGUAUUAUAUGGAUGAGUGUAUAUGUAAUAGUGGGAUGAGUGAAUCUGUUUGAAGAGAAUCGAAGUUUUUCGCAAAAAUGUCAUCUUUAUUAAAAAAUUAUUGGAAACUCAUGAGAAAUCUUCCUGUUACAAGCCCAAAAUGUUAUCCAAAACUUCUUCCUUUGACAAGAAUGAAUACUACAAAUACUGAAAAAACAGAAACGCGACCAACAAUACGUAAAAUUCAAACUGAUUUGGAAACUGUAAAAGAUUUGGGUUUAUAUAUUGCUGGAUGUUUACCAAAGUAUGUGCAAAAAACUCAGAUUGUUGCUGGUGAUGAGCUUGAAAUAUUAGUAUGUCCAGAGGGGAUUAUUCCAACAUUAAAGUUUUUAAAAUUACAUCAAAAUACUCAAUAUACUUCAUUAUCAGAUAUAACUGCAAUGGAUGUUCCUUCAAGACAAUAUAGGUUUGAGAUUAUCUAUAAUUUACUUUCUCUAACUUUUAAUAAACGUAUUAGAGUAAAAACAUAUACAGAUGAAUUGACACCUGUACCAUCAGCAGAACCAAUUUUUGAUGCUGCUAACUGGUAUGAACGAGAAAUAUGGGAUAUGUUUGGUAUAUUAUUUAUGGGACAUACAGAUCUUCGUAGAAUUCUUACAGAUUAUGGUUUUGAAGGACAUCCAUUAAGAAAAGAUUUUCCUCUCAGUGGUUUUGUAGAGGUACGCUAUGAUGAUGAAUUAAAAAGAGUUGUAUGUGAACCAUUAGAAUUAGCACAAGAAUUUCGUAAAUUUGAAUUAUCUGCUCCAUGGGAACAAUUUCCAAAUUUUCGAAGUAUACCUCCAUCUGAUGAAAGUAAGGAAGAUUCAACUAAAGAUAAAAAUUAAAUUAUAUUGUCAUUGCAUAUAAACAUAAAUUGAGAAAAUAUUUACAUUAAUAUUUAUUUAGUGAUAUUAUUAUGUAUUCAAGAAAAUAAAUAUAAAAUAUAAAAACUUU